AUGAAGUCCUUCAUCGCACUCGCCCUCGCCGCAUCGGCAGCAGCUCUGCCAUCUCUCAAGGGCGGCGAGGAGACCAUCCACUUCAGCGGUGUUGCCAUCCGCUCCGGUGGCGACAUUCAGUACGCCCCUAUCGCCGCCAACGGCUCGUCCUUCUGGCUCAACAAGGACACCGCGACCUACACCCCAGACAUCCCGCAAAUCCCGAUCAACAACAACAGGACCACCAGCACAGUCUUCAGCUUCUACCUCCCAGGCGAUACUCUGUCGCUCUACACAACCGUGCCAGGCGGUCAGCAAGCUUACGUUGCUGCUGACGGAAAGCUUAAGUUCACCAUCGCACACAGCGGCUACACUGGCAACGGAUCUGUCACACAGGGUUUCGGGAUUGCUCAGGGACACCUUCUGUUCGAGAACACUGGCUUCCUCGCUGUCGCGACCAAUGAGACUUCGAACAUUCCAGACAACAAGGGCACUGCUUACCAGAUCUACGCUGCCAGCCGUACCAACUUGACCGGUGAGGGCUUUGCGUUCCGUGCCAUUGCGGCCGACAACACCACUGUAUCUGCUUGGCAAUACGUGUAA
Fulvia fulva is the source of this 582-nucleotide messenger RNA. RefSeq lists its product as uncharacterized. The record is from RefSeq and is a predicted model, not a curated record. NCBI's taxonomy places the organism in Eukaryota, Fungi, Ascomycota, Dothideomycetes, Mycosphaerellales, Mycosphaerellaceae. The transcript has 3 exons. Bases 1 to 582 code for a protein of 193 amino acids.